This is a messenger RNA of Juglans regia (Persian walnut), 643 nucleotides long. RefSeq lists its product as uncharacterized. The record is from RefSeq and is a predicted model, not a curated record. The transcript has a single exon. Lineage: Eukaryota; Viridiplantae; Streptophyta; Magnoliopsida; Fagales; Juglandaceae. Bases 64 to 465 code for a protein of 133 amino acids.
AUAGAAGACACCUCUUCAAGUGAAUACUCAACAUUGGAAUUCGAUAUUAAACUUGAGGUUAAGAUGGAGGCAAACCGGAAGCUCAGAGGAUUCGUUAAAGGGAAGUUGAUGCCAUUCCAUAGAUCAGCAACCAAGCCUUCCUCAACUGUGCAGUAUAUUUCUAGCAAGAUUAAGCCAAACCAGUCAUCUCCUUCAACUGCUCCUCUAGGGUUCGUGGUGCACCAGGACUAUGCGGUUGCUCAGCCGAAACAGAAGGCCGUGUCCUUCAUAGUACCACCUGAUCAUAACAUGAUUAACCGUGACUUGGUCGUCCUGAGCAAAUAUGAAAACCUCUAUGGGUUGGCUGCAGAUGAGAGUGUAGAUAUGAAGGCUGCAACUUAUAUAUCUUCUGUUCAAGAACGUUUCAAGCUUGAACGAAUGAACUCGGAAAGAAAGAAGUGCCAAGAUAUGCAGUUGAGCGCUUAGUCUUCGUAAUAAAUUGCCUUUUAUCAUCCAGAAAUAUCAUAGGUCGAUCGUUUUGUCUCGAAAUAUAUUAAGAUUUGCUGCAUGUAUUGGUGUUUAUAUGUAUGAACUUCAACCUCAUUUUGUCUCUUACCGUGAAUUGGACCAGAAUAUAUAUUAACAAUCAAUUACGGUUUUGAUC